Rhododendron vialii is the source of this 1927-nucleotide messenger RNA. RefSeq names its product probable flavin-containing monooxygenase 1. Gene Ontology annotation, molecular function: flavin adenine dinucleotide binding; NADP binding; N,N-dimethylaniline monooxygenase activity. The record is from RefSeq and is a predicted model, not a curated record. The coding region runs from base 128 to 1690 and encodes 520 amino acids. Lineage: Eukaryota; Viridiplantae; Streptophyta; Magnoliopsida; Ericales; Ericaceae. The transcript is spliced from 5 exons.
UUCUUGAAAUGAGGAUUUGAAAGUUUGACAAAAUUAUUAAUUAUCUAUCUAAGAUUAGAAGUAUAUUGCUUGUACGUAGUUCCUAGCUAGUCCAAUUUCAGUCCAAAUUACACCAGAAAUUUGUUCAAUGGAGAAACAGGUGGCGAUCGUCGGGGCAGGGAUCAGUGGCCUUCUGGCCUGCAAAUACGCUCUAGAGAAAGGAUUCCACCCAGUAGUCUUUGAAGCUGGAAGCAAGGUAGGUGGUGUUUGGGCACAAACAAUAGAAUCCACCAAACUCCAAAACAACCAACAAGCUUAUCGGUUCUCUGAUUUCCCAUGGCCUGCUUCUGUGAAACAAGACUAUCCAAACAAUACCCAGGUCAAGGAGUAUAUUGAAUCCUAUGCUCAGCACUUUGGGAUAUUGCCUUUUAUCAAGUUCAAUUCAGAAGUGAUUAGUAUAGAUUACGUUGGGGAGUCUGAUGCAGAGAUGAAGGCAUGGGAUCUGUGGGGUGGAAAUGGCAAGGCAUUUGGCUCUAACGGAAAAUGGCAUAUAACAGUGCAGGAGGGUGGAAAAGGUUCCAUAGAGGAGUACCAAGCCGAGUUCUUGAUUCUAUGCGUUGGAAGAUUCAGUGAUUUGCCAAACGUUCCAGAGUUCCCUCAACGUCAUGGCCCUGAAGUAUUCCAUGGUAAGGUGAUGCAUUCAUUUGACUAUUCUGCCAUGGAAAAUGCAGAGGCAGCUAAUUUUAUUAAAGGAAAGAGGGUUGCAAUCAUCGGUUCACAGAAAUCUGCAGUGGACAUAGCAGCAGAAUGUGCAGAUGCUAACGGAACUGAUUUCCCAUGCACAAUGAUUCAGAGGAAUACCCAUUGGAUGUUUCCGUCGGACCAAAUAUGGGGAGUUAAUUUGGCUUACUUAUACUUCAAUCGCUUCGCCGAGCUACUGGUUCACAAGCCUGGUGAAACCUUUCUUCAUAGUAGUUUGGCCACUCUGUGUUCUCCCUUGAGAUGGGGGGUCUCAAAAUUUGUAGAGAGCUACCUCAGAUGGAAGCUUCCCAUGAAAAAACAUGGAAUGAUACCAGAACACGGCUUUCUUCAAGAUGUUUCUUCUUGUCGGAUUCUUAUGCUGCCUGAUAACUUUUAUGACAAAGUGGAAGAAGGAAGUAUCAUUUUAAAGAAACCAAAAGGCUUUCAAUUCUGCAGAGACGGUUUGGUUAUUGAUGGAGAAAAUGAGCGUCUGAAAACUGACCUCGUUAUAUUUGCCACUGGAUUCAGAGGUGAUGAGAAGCUCAAAAGUCUGUUUCAUUCCCCAACCUUCCAAGAUUACAUUAUGGGGUCACCCACUUCCGCAGUUCCUCUCUACAGAGAGAUGAUUCAUCCUCGAAUACCAAGACUGGCUGUAAUUGGAUACUCGGAGAGCCUGUCGAAUUUACACACGUCGGAGAUAAGGUCCCAGUGGUUGGCACAUUUUCUGAAUGGAAGCUUUGAAUUGCCAAGCAUAAAGAGUAUGGAGAAGGAUGUGAUGAGGUGGGAUAAAUACAUGAAGCAGUAUGCUGGGUGGAUGUACAGAACAAACUGUAUAGGUGGUCUGCAUAUAUGGUACAAUGAUCAAUUGUGCAGAGAUAUUGGAUGCAAACCAAGAAGAAAGAAAGGGUUCUUUGCAGAUUUGUUUCUACCAUAUGGACCAACAGACUAUGUGGGACUCAGGGCUCAGUGAUCCAAACAAUGCCCACUUAUUUCUGGUAUAUGUUUAGAUCAUGAAUCAGUGAAGGGAUUCAGCGAGGAAACAACAUAAUAAAAGACAUUAUAGAUUUCGAAAUUCGACAUUUAUGUUUAUUUCAUGGACAAGCAGUUGAAUUUUGAGCUGCAACUGAGAGAUUUAUUUAGUUUGUCAAACAACUGAAUCAAACUGCGCGAGUUAUUAGAGAUUAUUAAUUUGGUGCUCUUUUUCUUU